Chanos chanos (milkfish) is the source of this 978-nucleotide messenger RNA. It is a transcript of the gene hwa, whose product is annotated as huluwa. The transcript is spliced from 3 exons. Lineage: Eukaryota; Metazoa; Chordata; Actinopteri; Gonorynchiformes; Chanidae. The record is from RefSeq and is a predicted model, not a curated record. The coding region runs from base 1 to 978 and encodes 325 amino acids.
AUGUCGCACCUGGGUACAACUGUGCUGCCAUCCGGUCUGCACGAGGGAUACCCGGUGUCCAGUUUGACGGUGCUGAUUCUGUUGCUAAUCCCGUGCAUAGUACUGCUACUAGUGCUAAACUGCCUGUUGCUUGGGUACAAACUUAUCAUCUUCACCAGGAGGAGGAAGACGGAGCGUUCGAGUACUGAAAGCGGCACGCUUUUGCAUUCCUCCCUGUCCUCCACGCGCCAGCGGAUCACCAGAUUCUCGGAUGGUCCCUCGUUGAGCCAUCAGAGCAGGAAGACGAACUAUGCGUCAGUAUCAGAACCGAUGCUCUCAUUGCCCGCCAUCACUUCGUCCCUAACCUCAUCGGCAGAGCGCCGGGCCACAGGGCAGCGAUGGGGGAGAUUGGCCAGACCGGACGGGGCAACCUGCGCCGGGUCCGGGUCCCUACGUGUGCCGAGCACGCUCUUACUAGGCGCAACUUCCAGCAGCGGAUCGACCAGACGAGCGGGCCUGCCCCGCAGCUCACGUUCCUGGCGAAGGAGUGCCCCGGUGUUGGUCCAGUCCAGCGACUCAGAGGCAGGUGCCAAUGCCGUGCCUCCCAACUCACCGGAGUUUCACGUGACACCAAAUGGGUGUCCCGGACAAAGAGGGAUCAUCCGAAGGAACAGCACCAUGGUGCUGCCCUGUGAGUUAGAGUCUCCAGAUAAAGUACAUGUGGAGUGUGAGUUUGCCAGCAGCAUUCCCCCCGAGACAUCCUGUGUGGUGGUGUCGGCAAACUCCUCAGCCGCAGGCCCGGGACUGGACAGUGACUUUGGAGCAAGCGCAGGAGUGUCUUUGAGGAUCCUGUCAGCAGACAGUGAUGGUUUUCCCGGUUCGGCAUUGGCAUCUGGGCUGGAAUGGGAUUACUAUGACCCAAGUUAUGUCACUCAGAACCACGUCCCUAAACACAGACACCAUGCACCACCCAUCACCACCAAACAGUACUGGGUCUGA